Molecule: messenger RNA, 3419 nt
Organism: Drosophila grimshawi
Lineage: Eukaryota; Metazoa; Arthropoda; Insecta; Diptera; Drosophilidae
Gene: Rpn2
Product: 26S proteasome non-ATPase regulatory subunit 1
Exons: 4
Coding region: 133-3249 (1038 amino acids)
Biological process (GO): regulation of protein catabolic process; proteasome-mediated ubiquitin-dependent protein catabolic process
Cellular component (GO): proteasome storage granule; proteasome complex; proteasome regulatory particle, base subcomplex
Molecular function (GO): enzyme regulator activity
Source: RefSeq, a predicted model, not a curated record
UGGCAUUGUACAACACUCGAACAUUUGGUGAUUUAGCGUUUUUUCGGCAUAAAAGAAGAAAAUCUGUGAAAUAUUUAAAGGUGCAAUCGUUGAACAUUAUUGUGUGAUUGGGGAAAAAGUCAAGGCACGAAAAUGAGUCUCACAUCCGCCGCAGGGAUAAUUUCCCUACUCGAUGAGCCGAUGCCCGAACUGAAGGUGUUCGCCCUGAAGAAGCUGGACAACAUUGUGGACGAGUUCUGGCCAGAGAUAUCCGAGUCCAUUGAGAAAAUAGAAAUGUUGCAUGAGGAUCGUGGAUUCCCGGAGAAUAAACUGGCUGGCAUGGUUGCCUCAAAGGUGUUUUAUCAUCUGGGUUCCUUUGAGGAUGCUUUAACAUAUGCGCUGGGCGCUGGCGAUCUAUUCGAUGUGAAUGCCCGCAAUGAGUACACGGAGACAAUUAUUGCCAAAUGCAUUGAUUUCUAUAUAGCGCAACGCGUUGAAUUCAUUGAGAAUCCUAAGGAUGCGAAGCCUGUAGAUGAUCGCCUCGAGGGCAUUGUGAAUCGUAUGAUUCAACGCUGCCUGGACGACAAUCAGUAUCGUCAGGCCUUGGGCAUUGCGCUGGAAACGCGUCGCAUGGACAUCUUCGAGACGUCGAUCAUGAAAUCCGACGAUGUCCGCGGAAUGUUGGCCUAUGCCUACAAUGUGACCAUGUCCUUGCUACAGAAUCGCGGAUUCCGCAAUCAGGUGCUGCGCUGCCUGGUCGGACUGUAUCGUGAUCUGGGCGUGCCCGACUAUGUGAACAUGUGUCAAUGCUUGAUCUUUCUGGAGGAUCCAUUGGCCGUUGCCGAAAUGCUAGAUAAGCUCACACGCUCCUCCAUCGAAGCCAACAAUCUGAUGGCCUAUCAAAUCGCCUUCGAUCUUUACGAGUCGGCAACACAAGAAUUCCUGGGCAAUGUGCUGCAGGCCCUCAAGGAUACGGCGCCCAUCCCAACCGCUUUGCCCAGCACAUUUAAACCACAGGGCACCACAGCUGGUGGCACUGAUGCUGCCGCCAAAUCCGACGAUGAGAAGGCCAAAUUACUUAGCGACGAGAGCAGUGACGAUAAAGAAGGCGAUGCGAAGAUCGAGCGUACCAUCGAUUCCCUCAACGACAUGGAGAAGCUGCAUCAGAAGAACAUUGAGAAGCUGAUUUCGAUAUUGUCCGGUGAGGUGUCCAUUGAUCUGCAGCUGCAGUUCCUCAUACGCAGCAAUCACGCCGAUCUGCAGGUGCUACGCGGCACCAAGGAAGCCGUCCGUGUCUCCAUUUGCCACACGGCGACGGUCAUCGCUAAUGCUUAUAUGCAUAGUGGCACCACCUCCGAUCAGUUCCUGCGCGAUAAUCUCGAUUGGUUGGCACGUGCCACGAAUUGGGCCAAGUUGACAGCGACCGCUUCACUGGGUGUCAUUCAUCGCGGGCAUGAGAAGGAUUCGCUGGCGCUGAUGCAGAGCUAUCUGCCCAAGGAGGCGGGUCCGAGCUCUGGUUACUCUGAGGGUGGUGCUCUUUACGCUUUGGGUCUGAUUCAUGCGAAUCAUGGCGCCAAUAUCAUUGACUAUCUGCUGCAACAGUUGAAAGAUGCCCAGAACGAGAAUGUCCGCCACGGUGGCUGCCUGGGUUUGGGUCUGGCCGGCAUGGGCACCCAUCGUCAGGAUCUGUACGAACAGUUGAAGUUCAAUUUGUAUCAGGAUGAUGCGGUCACUGGCGAAGCGGCUGGCAUUGCCAUGGGCAUGGUUAUGUUGGGCUCGAAGAAUGCUCAGGCCAUUGAGGAUAUGGUGUCGUAUGCGCAGGAGACGCAACACGAGAAGAUCCUUCGAGGCCUGGCCGUUGGCAUUUCGUUGACCAUGUUCUCGCGCCUCGAAGAGGCAGAUCCCCUCGUUACCAGCCUCUCUACGGACAAGGAUCCCGUGCUGCGUCGCUCCGGCAUGUACACCCUCGCAAUGGCCUACAAUGGCUCUGGGAGCAACAAGGCCAUUCGUAAGCUCCUUCACGUUGCCGUCUCCGAUGUCAAUGAUGAUGUGCGCCGCGCUGCAGUCACCGCCAUUGGUUUCAUACUCUUCCGCACACCGGAACAGUGUCCAUCGGUUGUUAGUCUGCUCGCCGAGUCCUAUAAUCCGCAUGUGCGUUAUGGUGCCGCCAUGGCGUUGGGCAUUGCCUGCGCCGGCACCGGUCUGCGCGAGGCUAUUGCGCUCCUCGAACCGAUGGUCAAGUUCGAUCCGGUGAAUUUUGUGCGUCAGGGCGCAUUGAUUGCAUCCGCCAUGAUCCUCAUACAGCACACGGAUCAGAGCUGCCCCAAGAGCACCUUCUUCCGUCAGCUGUACGCCGAGGUCAUCAGCAACAAGCACGAGGAUGUCAUGGCCAAAUAUGGAGCUAUUCUGGCUCAAGGCAUCAUCGAUGCUGGCGGUCGCAAUGCGACGCUCUCGCUGCAAUCCCGCACUGGACACACCAAUCUGCAGGCUGUUGUUGGCAUGUUGGCCUUCACCCAGUACUGGUACUGGUUCCCAUUGGCUCACACGCUAUCGUUGGCCUUCACACCGACCUGUGUCAUCGGUCUCAAUUCGGAUCUGAAGAUGCCCAAAAUGGAGUACAGAUCGGCGGCGAAGCCAUCGUUAUACGCAUAUCCAGCGCCGCUGGAGGAGAAGAAAAGCGAGGAGCGUGAGAAGGUGGCUACAGCUGUGCUCUCUAUUGCUGCCCGGCAAAAGCGCCGCGAGAAUGUCGACAAGAAGGAGGAUGAGAAGAUGGAUGUAGAUGAGGAUAGCAAGGAGAGCGGCGUUGCUGGCAGCAAAAAGGAUGAGGAGAAAUCUGAAACGACGGCGGCAGCCAAGACAGAAGAGAAGCCCACCGUUGAGGAGACCAAGCCCAAGAAGAAGGAAGAGAAGGAGCAGAAGAAGAAGACAGAUGAUGAGAAGGACAAGGACAAGGAAGCGCCGAGCACCAGUGCAGCAAGUUCUGCGGACAAAGAGAAGGAGAAGAAGGAAAAGAAAGAGCCGGAGCCGAACUUUGAAAUCCUCCAGAAUCCAGCACGUGUUCUUCGCCAGCAACUGAAGAUCCUUAGCGUCAUCGAUGGCCAGCACUUUGAGCCCAUGAAGGAUGUCACAAUCGGUGGCAUCAUCGUAUUCCAGCACACGGGCAAGGCUGAGGAUCAGGAACUGGUUGAACCUGUCGCCGCUUUCGGGCCAAUGAACGAUGAUGAGAAGGAGCCCGAGCCGCCAGAGCCAUUCGAAUACAUUGAGGAUUAAAUGAUGGGCAUGUUAUUCGUCAUUAUCUAAGUGAAUCCCCCUCUUUUGAUUUUCAAUACAUGUAUUUUCCCCCCAAAAAUUUACUAAAACGAACACAAACAAAAAAUACACAAACGUAAUGCUAAUCCAUAAAUAAAUAAUAAAUGUUCAUCACUCAUGAUGUAAAAUUA